GAAAACCCUGACGCGGCGUGGGUCUAUUUUGAGGAAGUUAAACCGUCGCAGUCGCCAAACAAACAGCGAGAAAACCUUCACGGUCCGGGACGCGGACUCUCACUGAACCUGGACGAACCGCGGCCUCGCAGAUGUUUAUCAGAAUAACGCUGGGUUUCCUGUGCGGCCUGGGCUGGGCGGCUGCGGCGUGGGGUGCAGGCAGCGAGGCGGUCGGCGGGGGACCGCUGCCGCUGCUGCUGGUGUCGUUCGACGGCUUCCGCGCCGACUACCUGCAGAGGUUCCCCAUGCCGAACCUGAAGCUCCUCUACAGCCAGGGGGUCCUGGUGGAGCAGCUGACGAACGUGUUCAUCACCAAGACGUUCCCCAACCACUACAGCCUGGUGACGGGGCUGUACGCCGAGUCGCACGGCAUCCUGUCCAGCUCCAUGUACGACCCGGUCACCGACAAGAACUUCAGCACGUCUCAUGACACCGACCCGUUUUGGUGGAACCAGGCCGAGCCCCUGUGGAUCACGGCGCUGGACUCGGGCUACCAGACGGCAGCGGUGAUGUGGCCCGGGGCGGAUGUUACCAUCGGGAACCGCACGGCCACGCACUUCUUCCCCUACGACCCCGCCAUGACCUUCCGAGAGAGGCUGGGGAACGUGACCGGCUGGAUGGCCGGGAACGGAACGGUAGGGAACGGAACGGGGAGUGGAGUAAUGUUUGCAGCGCUGUACUGGGAGGAGCCGGACAGGACGGGUCACAUAUACGGCCCUGAUGACACCACCGCCAUGGCCAAGGCUCUGAAAGAGGUGGACGACAACAUCGGCCUGCUGAUGACGGAGCUGAAGAGGGCGGGACUGUGGGGUCGGGUCAACGUGCUGGUGACCAGCGACCACGGCAUGGCCCAGUGCUCGGACCAGCGGCUCAUACGGCUGGACAACUGCCUCCACCCGGACAACUACACGUUGGUGGACCUGACGCCCGUCGCGGCGCUCAUCCCGAAAAGAGAUCCAGAUGCUGUCUUCUCUCUGCUGAGUAAGUGCCAUCCCCACAUGACGGCCUAUCUGAAGAACACCAUCCCCGAUAGGCUACACUACCGGAACAACAAACUGAUCCAGCCGAUCCUUUUGGUGGCCGAUGAGGGCUGGACCAUCGUGCAGCGGGGAGACCGUUUGCCGAGGCUGGGCGACCACGGCUACGACAACGCCCUGCCCAGCAUGCACCCCUUCCUGGCCGCCGCCGGACCCAGCUUCCGUCAGGGCUACCGCGCCACGGAGCUGCAGAGCGUGGACAUUUACCCCCUGAUGUGCCACCUGCUGGCUGUGCACCCGAGGCCCAACAACGGGACCCUGGCUCACUCCCGAUGCAUGCUGUCCGAGUCCAGCUGCAUGGAAGUACCAAUGAUCGUGGGCCUGGUGAUCGGCGUCCUCCUGUUACUCGCCACAAUCACCGCCCUCUUUAGGCUGAUGAAGCCCCGCCAGCCGCUGCUCUCCAGACCCUUCCAGAGGCUUCAGCUGGAGGACGACGACGACGACGACGACCCCUUAUUGGAGUAGAGCGGCCGACCGGCGUUGUGCCGCGAUCCAAUCAGACGUCUUCCCUGCUCUCUGUACUGUAAAUCUCUCUCUCUCUCCCCAAUGUGGUGGUUUGCUGUAUGUGUUGCACCUCAGUGUGUAAGAGGAGGAGGUAUUGAUGAUGAUGAUGAUGAUGAUGACGACGAUGAUGGCGGCGGUGAAGAAGACGAAGAUAAAUGUCCUGGACGCUUUAAAAGCUUCUUGAUAUGUUGCACUUUAACAGGUCGUCGUUCACAACGAGGUCACUGAGUAGACCUUCCUCGCGUCUUGUAUGCACUGAUGUGUGUGUGUGUGUGUGUGUGUGUGUGCGUGUGUGUGCGUGUGUGUGUGUGUGUACACUGGUAUAAAGAGUUGUUUUUAAAGCGUUGCCACCCCUUAAAUCCGAUUUGUGGAGCCUCUCGGGUACAACGGGAGACAUUAAGUAAACCGCUUCGGCUCAGACAGCCGGAGCGGAAGUUCUGCACGAGCUGUUACUGUUGAAAACGUGUUCUGUUACCGGCGGUACCGAGCCGACGCGCUCCAAUGUUCUGUCGAAACAAUGAAGCGGCAUCCCUGACCCCGUUUACACUUGGAUUUAAAAUGCGUCUUUUUCUGCGAUCGGAUCUCAAGUGGACAUACAGGUGUGAACGACCGCCGACACGUUCUGUGACCCGGGUUACUCAAACCACUUCCCGAUGUGGUCUGGGACGCAUUGGACCACAUGUCUUCUGUAGUGUGAACGCUAAUGCGUCCUGAUGCGUCCCCGACAAGGACGUUACAGGGAAUCUUCUUCUUCUUCUUCUUCUUCUUGAUCACACGGGUCAUUUGGAGACGCAUGGGAGACCCGGGUGUGAACGGCGACGCGUCUCGCUGUCCUCUUGUGAUCCCAUCGCCCAGAACGCGUUUUAAACCCCAGUGUAAACAGGGUCCCUGUCGGGUAACGCGUUGGAGGAGAUUCACUGGAUGUUGGACUUGAAGAAAACCGUAUAUUGUGUGUUUCAGUUGUUGUGUUCUGCCUCGUUGAGGUUUUGUAGUUCUGGAGCGAGACCUCCCAUCAUUUCCAGGUGGGUCUGUGAUUCUCCUUCGGAGGUCUGUGGACCCGUUUCUUUUCUUUCACCUUUUCGCCUGCCAGUGAUCCACCAAGCUGGUCCGUCCUCCCAGCCUGACUGGGAUCGGGACUUUUUAGCUGCCGUCACGGCAAACGAGCAAAACCAGUAAGUCGGCCAGUCGCCUCCGUGCCACCGGAUGUGUCGUCACGCUGCAGGGGCGCUUUUAUUCGGUCCGCUGCGCGUGCAUGUUGGGAGCGCUGCUUUUUUGUUGCUAGGUAGAUUUUGUGUCGCUAGAUGAUCUGUGCCGUGUGACGCCGGUACAGCCGGUCGCUGCUCAUUUCUUGCACAGCUGCUGACGUCUGCACGU
Lampris incognitus (smalleye Pacific opah) is the source of this 2954-nucleotide messenger RNA. RefSeq names its product ectonucleotide pyrophosphatase/phosphodiesterase 4 (gene enpp4). Lineage: Eukaryota; Metazoa; Chordata; Actinopteri; Lampriformes; Lampridae. The coding region runs from base 132 to 1541 and encodes 469 amino acids. The record is from RefSeq and is a predicted model, not a curated record. The transcript has 8 exons.